Molecule: messenger RNA, 1539 nt
Organism: Phodopus roborovskii (desert hamster)
Lineage: Eukaryota; Metazoa; Chordata; Mammalia; Rodentia; Cricetidae
Gene: Dcakd
Product: dephospho-CoA kinase domain containing
Exons: 4
Coding region: 54-749 (231 amino acids)
Biological process (GO): coenzyme A biosynthetic process
Molecular function (GO): ATP binding; dephospho-CoA kinase activity
Source: RefSeq, a predicted model, not a curated record
UAUCCAGUGCUUCUCGGCUCCUACUCUGCCUGUCUUCUCUCUCUCCUGGGAAGAUGUUCCUGGUGGGCCUAACGGGAGGCAUUGCCUCCGGCAAGAGCUCCGUCAUCCAGGUGUUCCAACAGCUGGGCUGUGCUGUGAUUGACGUGGAUGUCAUCGCCCGGCACGUCGUCCAGCCAGGAUACCCUGCUCACCGGCGUAUUGUAGAGGCCUUUGGCACUGAAGUCUUGCUGGAGAAUGGUGACAUCGACCGCAAGGUCCUUGGAGACCUGAUCUUUAACCAGCCUGACCGUCGGCAGCUACUCAACUCCAUCACCCACCCUGAGAUCCGCAAGGAGAUGAUGAAGGAGACCUUCAAGUAUUUUCUCCGAGGGUACCGCUACGUGAUCCUGGAUAUCCCCCUCCUGUUUGAGACCAAGAAGCUGCUCAAGUACAUGAAACACACUGUGGUCGUGUACUGUGACCGAGAGACACAGCUGGCACGGCUGAUGAAGCGGAACAACCUGAAUCGGGAGGACGCAGAGGCAAGGAUCAACGCCCAGCUGCCCCUGAAGGACAAGGCCCGUAUGGCCAACCACGUUCUAGACAACUCGGGCGAGUGGAGCCUCACCAGACGCCAGGCCAUCCUCUUGCAUGCCAAGUUGGAACGCUCCAUGGAGUACCUGCCACUGAGGCUCGGGUUCCUAACGGGCCUAGCAGGCAUUGCCAGCCUCCUUUACCUGCUCACCCGUUACCUUCUCCCUUCUCCCUAGCUGGUACACCAAGGCAGCAAGCCUUAGGUCUUCUCCUUAGAGACCUAAGUCAGGUACCAGGUCCUCAACACUACACUCACUCGGAUUCUGGGACUGGCCCUUGCUCUGGAGUAUAUCCACUCUAGGAUUCAGAGAUCAAAAAGAAGCCCACAGUCAGGGACCCGUUCCCACCCUCCCCAGAGCCCCACCAUCCCCUAGUACCCCUCAGAUCAAGAGCCAUGAUGGCAGGAAAACAGCAGUCUCUGUGGCUUUCUCCAUGGUUACAGCGAUGUAGCCAACAGUUUCUUGGGCUUGAACCUUUUUGGAUCAUCUGUCAUAUUAUGGCCACAAACUCCCCAGUGGACCGCAGCAAAUCCUAGAUUGAAGGCCUUCUUCAAACAGAACUAUCUCCUGGGUUGAAGCCUUUUGCCAGGAUGCAGUGUGAAUCCUUUCUGGGGUUUGGCGUGACUAGGCUGAGGAGGGCCCUUUGGAGAAACCCAGCUUCUGAUGGGGCUUUACUCACAACUUAGCCGCCGCCACUGCCUCUGAGCCCUGCUCUCUCGGUGUUCCCCAGGCCACAUGCUAUCUGACCUCUGUGUCUUCUACCAGAUGCUUCCUGCCCUGCAGUAUCUUACCCCUGGCUGUCUCUGGUCAGGCACCCUUGUUUUAUCUUAAUCCAUGGUAGAAUAAUCAGCAAGAGACUGAUUUCUCCUUGACUAUAUGCCUCUAGAUGGCAGGGCUGACUCAUCUCUGCUCUAGUGUACUGCAGCCUGCUCUCCACUGGUGCUCAAUAAACUGAAUUGGUCUAAAA